This is a messenger RNA of Caenorhabditis elegans, 777 nucleotides long. RefSeq lists its product as uncharacterized. The coding region runs from base 8 to 727 and encodes 239 amino acids. The transcript is spliced from 4 exons. The record is from RefSeq and is marked reviewed. NCBI's taxonomy places the organism in Eukaryota, Metazoa, Nematoda, Chromadorea, Rhabditida, Rhabditidae.
UUUUCAGAUGCAAAAUCGCCUUUUGAUAUUCUCACUGCUAUUCAUCGGCUCAGUUCUCACUCAAGAUGAGAUUCAGGAUAAUUUUGUGGAAUUUAAUGAAAUCGGGCCAGGCGCUGGGAUUAGUUCGACCUCUAAGCCACCACCGGACCCAUUUGCGGAUAUGAUGAAUGAGCAAAGUUUGGAUGAGAAGCUCGAUGAGUUGGAUGUAGAGUCACAGGAGAUUGUGAUUGACUAUGUGAGACAUGGAAGGAAGUUUUAUGGAGAUCUACGUAGACGUUUAAUCCUCUACGUGAUGAAGUUCUCACCGGUACAAGCGAUGGUUAAGGAGUCUGGCAGUGGAUCUCAAAUUCAGAAGAUCGAAAAAAUCAAGUACCGCUUUCGAUCUGGGCUCCGGAUUAAGUACUCGGCGUUGAAAUCGCGAAUCGACCGGCUCGUCGCCCACUUGCUUGCCCCGAUCUUCGCCCCAUUCAUGCUUCUCCAACCUGAAGAGAUUCGCCCUCUCUUCGCCGCCCAACAACCCCAACAAAAAGAGCCCGUGACAGUGCCGCCACAAGAGAUCACUCAGCCACAGAGCAGCUUUACAGCUCUCGAAAUAUUCCCCUCAUAUCUGCCACAGGACAAAUGGCCCCAGUUCGAUCAGAGAUGGAUGAAUCCACAGCCGACUCAGUUCUCAGUUCCUUCGUUUACUCCGUUUUACCAGCCUUUCCAGUAUUAUCGCUCUUAUUAAUUGAUUUUGUUUUUUAAAAAUGAAUAAAAAAGUCUCAAAUUUGACGAAAA